AGUCUAUUGCUAGUUGCUUUAUUAGCAGAGUCUCUGCAAUCUCCUAACUGGAGCUUCCACUAGAACACAGCAGGGGCUGACACUGGAAAGACAUCUGCUCCUUAGGACAGGACUACUUUAUCUCCAUACAAGACUGAACCUGGGAACGUCUGCCCAUCAUUAUCAAAGCCAAGCCGCACUUCUCCUCUGCAUAUGGACUGACUUGGGGCAACAUCUUCUCCUUCUACUUGAUCCUUCAAGUGAAGCUUCUUGGUUGUGGUCCAGCCCAGGAACCAUCAUUUGUGCCCUAAAGUAAGACAUAGGCAUCUUCUAGUGUCUCACUUCUGCAAGUUCUCCGACCAAUUCUACAAACCAUCUGCUUACAGACCUUAAUCUAUACUUGUAUGGAUCCAGAACUAAUGACUUGACUGCAGUAUGGACCUCUAUACAGACCUCAGGGCUGCUGUCGUAUUAAAGCCAUACAUUACAUCUUUUCUAUAGUGUGACAUUGAUGUGGUCACUUUUGGGCUGCAGCACUUUUAGGUGUAGUGCCCUUCAGCUGUUAUCUGGAGCCACUUUACUGACUCCAUCUCCGGAUUACCAUAGGUGGCACAUCUUCCCAUUGCAAGGAAGUGGUCCUUCAAGAUAAGUGAGCACUCUGGUCCUUUAGGAUAAGCGAGCACUCUGAAUUUGGCAUGUGGCUUGCACUGCUGAUGUACUAACCUGCACAAUGCUAUCCCCAGGAUGGACUAUUGUUUUGUCUCUUUUAUUUAUGUCUAUUUGUUGCCUGAGCCAAGAACCAGGUGACCAGGAUAUGGAGCUUCCCUUACAGUACUAUGAUGACAAUGUUAUCGAUCUGCUGGAAGCUUUAAACAUUACUCGCUCUAUCAAGGGAGUUACUAAAUCCAAAGGGCGAGACCCUGGUUCUCCAGCCUGGAAAUUCCGUCCACGUGUUCCCCAUUUAACACUACCUUGGGACUACUCAGUUUAUCUUCUGUCUAGCACACAGGGCUCUAUUGGCUUACAUUUUGUAGCUAAACAGGCUAAAAACAACCAAGGAACGUUACUGGCCUUUUUGUCACCAGCAGCCAUGAAGAGAGACGGUCAUUCUCUUUUACGCCUUGUCUCUGAUACUCAGACAGACCAGCUGCAUUUGGAGUACCGUAACCCUCAGACCAUGGAACCGGCUUCCCUGUUGCUUCCAGGUGGAUCACCAUUUUCUGGCUCCAAAUGGGCACAAUUUGCACUGAAUAUUGACAUCCACAAAGUUACCCUUUUUCUGGAUUGUGAAGAACCAGUAGUGUUUGGUAAGGAUGGAAAAGAAGAAUUACUAAGCCUAAUUCUCCCUCUGGAUCUGCAGAUCAGUUUUGCCAGCAUGCCAGGAGAUAAGGAGAGUAAAUUUUUGGGUUAUUGGCAGACAGCUGAGAUCUCCCCAACUGGAUUUUCUAGAAGACCUUGGCAUUGUGAGAACCAAUCAGAUUCUCUUCCUCUUUCCUACUCCUUGUCUGAGGAGCGACACAUGGAUGAUGAGGAUGUACAGAGGCAACCCCGAGCACCAGACAUGUCUGACACACGACAUUACCAGCAGCAGCAGAGUGAAGUGCCCUCAACUUUUUUUUCUCAGGAAGAAAGAAUGCGAAGGCUGGAGGAAGUUGUUCAGGCUUUGACUAAUAUGCUGGACAUGGUAAAAGUUCAGAAUGCUGAUCUCCAGGCCAGGGUAAAAGCUCUGGAGGGUUGUGAAUGUCGCCGACCCACAUGUUUAUGGGAAGGAAAAGAGUAUCAAGACAGUGAGACCUGGAAGAAAGACACAUGUAACAUCUGUGUGUGUGUUGGGGGUGCAGUAAAGUGCUCCCUACGGAAAGACAGGCCUCAGUGUCUGGGCUGCUCUGACGGUCACCUGGAUGGAGAUACAUGGAAGAAGGAUGCUUGUAUAAGCUGUACUUGUCAGGGAGGUUCUGUGAAGUGCAUCUCAGCCGUCUGUGACACGAUAACUUGUGAACAUCCUUUCACUCCACCUGGAAAGUGUUGCCCAGAAUGUGGUAACUGCCAGUAUCAUGGGCAGAUUCUGAACAAUGGAGAAAGGUUCCAACCAGAUCUUUGUACCACUUGUACAUGCAAGGAUGGAACAGUCCAGUGCGUGAGAGAGCGCUGUCCAGAAUUGACCUGUAUAAAGAGGUAUACCCCACCUGGACAAUGCUGUGCACUCUGCCAACAAGGAUGUGAAUAUGAGGGAGUAUCUCACAGAAAUGGAGACUUCUUUCUGUCACAGAGCAAUCCUUGUGUGAACUGUUCCUGUUCGAAUAAUCUGGUGCGAUGUUUGCCUGUACAGUGUCCAGUAGCUGCUUGCAGUAAUCCAGUAUCCACACCGGGCCAGUGCUGUUCCUCCUGCCCAGUGUGUGACUUUCAUGGACGUUCCCUUUUACCGGGCCAAAACAUUACCACCGCAGAUGGUUGCCAACACUGCAUGUGUCAGGAUGGUGAAGUGAAAUGUACUGAUGCUAUACGUUGUCCACAAUCCUGUACUCAUGGAGUAAAAGGAGGUUCCUGCUGUCCAGAUUGUUCAGCCUGUGAUCUUCAAGGGGACAUUAUACCAAAUGGUGUCACCUUUAAAGGCAAUGGUGAUCCAUGUGAAAGCUGUAUGUGCAAGAAUGGUAAUGUCAAUUGUAUACGCAUAUCUUGCCCCAAGUUGACGUGUGCUCUACAAGAAGAGGUUCCCGGGGAAUGUUGUAAGAGGUGUCAAGGCUGCAUUGAUGGAACAAUAACACGCAGACAUGAAGAGGAAUGGAAACCACAUGGAGAGCCGUGUCAUAGUUGCCGUUGUGUGGAGGGCAAAACUCAAUGUAGAAAACGUCACUGCGCCUCUCUGUGUAGAAACCCAGCUCCACCAAGGCAGGGGACCUGCUGCCCUGUUUGUGAUGGUUGCUCAUAUAAUGGGCGAACAUAUCCAAAUGGGCAAGCAGUAAGAAGCUCCGACUCUUGUACACGCUGUAUCUGUGAGAAUGGAAAUGUUCAAUGCAGCCCAAUACCUUGUAGCCCCACAUUGUGUAGGAACCCUGUACGAAAACCAGGAGAAUGCUGCCCAAGAUGUGAGGGAUGUGAGUUUGAUUCUCGCACAUAUGCAGAAGGAGAUGUUUUUACAACUUCCCAUGACCCCUGCCUCAGCUGUACUUGCUCUGCAGGGGAGGUGUCCUGUGACCAUCUAGACAGGCAGUGCCCUACUGCACAGUGCAGUCACCCUGGAAAAGUCAAUGCACAAUGUUGCCCAAGUUGUGAAGUGUGUGACUUUGAGCGGAGAAUAUAUUCUGAUGGACAAACAUUUCAACCCCCUGGACAUGGACCCUGUCUCCAAUGCACCUGUACAAAAGGAAAUGUCCGUUGUACAGAGGAGACCUGCCCACCAGUGUCCUGCCCCAAUCCAGUGAGAGAACCCAAUAAGUGUUGUCCAGUUUGCAAAGUCUGUGUUCAGGAUGGAGAGGAAUUCUUGGAGGGGGUAGAAUGGGAACCUGAAAAUGAUCCAUGCAGCACUUGUGCUUGUUUAAAUGGUGACACAGUAUGUGGGGUCAGCCAGUGUCCCCCAAAGUCCUGUCAUCACCCAACCCACAAUGAAGGUGAGUGCUGUCCAGUAUGUGAUACAUGCACUUACAACCAGAGAGUGUACGGUAAUGGACAAGACUUUACAGACCCGGAUAACCCAUGCCAGAAUUGUCAUUGUAAGGAUGGUACUGUCCAAUGCACUCCUGUUGUUUGCACCCCUGUGAUAUGUGCCAGGCCAGAGACAAAGCCUGGCCACUGCUGUGCCACAUGCCCAGAUUGCAGAUAUCAUGAGAAUCUUUUCCUGGAGGGAGAACAGUUUUCCAACCCAGACAAUCAGUGCCAGGAAUGUGGAUGCCACAAUGGACAUGUGACCUGUACAGACCGAGGAUGCCCAGGACCUCAGUGUUCAUACCCCCUGCCAGGAACCUGCUGUAAUAAUAAUUGCAAUGGUUGUAACUAUGCUGGAAAAGAAUAUCCUAAUGGUGCAGACUUCCCCCACCCUACCGACAAGUGCAGACAGUGUCACUGCAUUAAUGGCAAUGUGCAGUGCCUUACAAAACGAUGCCUACCUGUUCUCUGUGCUGAGCCAUUCCCAGUUCCAGGAGAGUGCUGUCCUCAGUGCCCAGUUCCACCAGCUGACUGUCCUUACUCUGGAAUCACUUACCGACACAUGCAGAGAUUCUAUGAUCCAUCAGACAAAUGUCGUGACUGUAUAUGUAACAAUGGCACGAUCACCUGUCAACGCAAGCCCUGUGCCCCUAUAGCUUGCACCCACCCUCUAAAAGGAGACUGCUGCCGGUCUUGUGAUGGGUGUCUUUUGUCUGGAAAAGAGCUUGCUAAUGGGGAACAGUUCACACAACCAUCAGAUCCCUGCUCGGUGUGUGUUUGCUGGGAGGGUAGUGUGAACUGCCAGCCUAAAACCUGCCCGGUACUGAACUGCCCCUAUCCAGCUUCUGGUCAAUGCUGCAAGGAGUGUCAAGACUGCCAGUAUCUGGGGGAGGUGUAUCUGAACGGUCAGGAGUUUUCAUCACCACAGGAUUCCUGUAGUCGAUGUGUCUGCGCUGAUGGAUUUGUCACGUGCAGUAAAAAGCCUUGUUAUAAAGCUGGUUGCACUCACCCUAGUAUUCCACCAGGAAAAUGCUGUCCUGUUUGUGAAGGAUGUUCAUAUAACAGAGUGGAACUGUAUAAUGGGCAAUCUGUCCCUGACCCUUCAAACCCAGCAUGUUCGGAAUGUACUUGUAGGGCAGGAUCUGUACAGUGUGCACGCAAGCUCUGUGCUCCAGCUACCUGCCCACAUCCAGUAACCGGCCCUUGUGACUGUCCCAUCUGCCAGGGAUGUCAUUUUCAAGGUCAUGAUUACAAUGAUGGGGGAUCUUUUACAUCACCCCAAAAUGAAUGUGAGCAAUGCCGCUGUCUGAGAGGCCGCGUCACUUGUGGCCCUCGGCCAUGUGACACUGCAAACUGCCCUCAUCCAGGUGAAGACCCCUGCAUGUGCCCUGUGUGUGACGGUUGUAAUUAUAAUGGCCGGGACUGUGUCAAUGGAGAGAGUUUCCCAGACCCUGAUGACGAGUGCAGCCAGUGUUCCUGCAAGAAUGGAGAAGUUACCUGUGUGUCUGCUUCUUGUCCACGAGUGUCCUGCUUGUAUCCCGUGACUCCACCAGGGGAGUGCUGCCCGCGCUGCACAGGAAUAUGUAAGCACAAUGGAAAGGUCUAUCAGAAUGGUGAAAAUUUCCAACUGCCUGGAGAUAUUUGUACCCAGUGUUCCUGUAGGAAUGAGAUGGUGACGUGCCAACGUGUUAAAUGUGAAAAAGACUGCAGCCAUCCAGUACCCUCCAAAUUGUCUCCUUGCUGUCCUGUGUGUGAUCGCUGCCUCUAUGAGAGCAAAGAAUACUCUAGCCAUCAGACAUUUAACUCCGUGUCGGACCCAUGUCUCCGUUGUGUGUGUUUGGAAGGCAGUGUCACAUGCACCCAUGUAGUGUGUCCUCAAGUCUUCUGUGCCAACCCAAUUAGCAAGCCUGGUCAAUGCUGCAUGGAGUGCCCAGUGUGUCACUAUGAAGGAAAAGAGUACAGUGUUGGUGCCCGUUGGGUGCCCGCCUUAGAUCCAUGUCUGCAAUGUACAUGCAUAGCAGGAAAAGUGCAGUGUGAUCCUCCCACAUGCCCCCCUCUACCUUGUACCCAGCAGGCGACAGACCCGGGAGCAUGUUGUCCGCGCUGCAGAGGUUGUGUAUAUAAUGGCCGGGAAUACAGAGACAACAGCAACUGGAUUUCCACUGUGGAUCAUUGCAUGUCCUGCAUGUGUGUAGAUGGAGUUACCACCUGUUCCAAGGUGCAAUGUAUCACAUCCUGCACUAACCAGAUAACGCUGCCUGGAGAAUGCUGUCCUCUAUGUGCAGACUGUAUAUCAGGCAAAAAAAAAUAUUCUCCAGGAGACAGUUUUCACCCGUCAGAUGACCCCUGUGAAAUCUGCACAUGUGAGCGUUUACUAGAUGGCCGUCAGUACAGGCGUUGCAGUAGGAAGCAGUGUCCCAGCUUGGUGGAUUGUCCUCGACAUCAAAUCCUUCCUCCUGCUUUUGGCCAGUGCUGUCCUAGCUGUGCCCAGGCUUUGAGCAAUUGCACAGACCUACUAGUGGGCAGUGAGAUACAAGCUGUGAACGACCCCUGUUACAUGUGCCAAUGUAAGGAUUUGACGUGGACAUGUGAGCACAAACCAUGCCCUGUCCUCAGCUGUCCCCGUUCAGAGCAAAUCACCCCAGCAAGAUCAUGCUGUCCUGUUUGUAAAGAGUGCUUGGUUGAGAUUGAAGGGCGACGGGUUCCAGAUGGAGAGACAUGGACAGACAGGCAGGAUCCAUGUAUCACCUGUACCUGUACUCUGGGACACAUUGACUGCCAGAUACAGGAAUGUCCCCCUAUUCACUGCCAGCAAGGGGAGCUCAAAGUCAGGACGCCAGGCACAUGCUGCCAUGUUUGUCAAGCUCCUGCUGUAGCCUGCUGGUAUCAAGGACAGAGAUACCUUUCUAAUGAGCAUUGGCAGGUGGAUGAAUGUACAGCCUGUACCUGUGUUUCUGGAGAGGUGCACUGCCAUAGUGAGAGGUGUCCCCAAGUAUCCUGCACCGCUGAUGAGACUCCAGCUUUGAUACCUGGUAUGUGCUGUCCACACUGCAUCCCUCGUCCUGCCACUUGUAUUGCCUUUGGAGACCCACAUUACAGAACUUUUGAUGGCAAGAUGUACCACUUCCAAGGUAGCUGCACCUAUGUCUUGAGUGAAGACUGUGAAGGAGGAGACUUUAGUAUCCAUGUGACAAAUGAUGACCGUGGACAGCGGGGUGUGUCAUGGACAAAGGAAGUAACUGUGCUGAUUGGUGAUGCAGUAGUGCAGCUCCUUCAAGACUGGGUUGUGAUGGUCGACUACCAGACUGUAGAGCUGCCAUUCCUAAAAGAGCCAUUCAUUUACAUUGAAAGGAAAACAAACACCAUUUUGCUAAACAGUAACAUCGGAGUGAAGGUACAGUGGAAUGGACGUUCUCACCUGGAGGUCAGUGUUCCAGGAACAUAUCGUGACCAUUUAUGUGGUCUAUGUGGCAAUUUCAACAAUUAUCCCCAAGAUGAUAUGCGCGAUCGCAGGGGCCAGAUCCUACUUUCUGAGGCUGCCUUUGGGAACAGCUGGAGGGUACAAAGUGGUAAUGACUCUGCUACGGACUGCUGGGAUGGACAGGAUGUGGAUCCUUGUAAACAGGCUGGAUAUCGUGCCAGAAAAGAAGCCAAUAGCCGCUGUAAAUUGCUGAAGUCCAGUGUGUUUGAGCCAUGCCACAGAGUUGUCCCUCCUGAGAUGUUCUUUGCCUCAUGUGUUUACGACCUGUGUGCUUGUGGUGCUGGAGAUGAGUGUCUUUGUGAUGCAUUGGAAGCCUAUGCAUCAGAAUGCAGAGAGGCCGGGGUCAUCCUACAAUGGAGAUCUCCAGCAUUGUGUGCUGUUGGCUGCCCCUAUGAUAGAGGUUAUGUAUUUGAUGAAUGUGGUCCUCCUUGUCCUAAGACUUGCUUUAAUAAAGAUGUCCCACUUGGAGUGUUGGAGUCUCACUGCUUUAAACCAUGUGUUCCUGGGUGUCAGUGCCCAGCAGGACUAGUAGAACACGAGUCUCACUGCAUCCCUCCAGAAUCGUGUCCGAAGAUUAUUCAUGGCAACCUGUGAGAUCAAGGAGUUACAAUUUCAGAAGUCAAUGUAAACCAGCCUUCUCAUAUUUCUCUGUGGAAUAAAAUCUGUUUUAAGACUGCUGACUAUGUUCAAGACAUGCGGAUUAGAGAGGCUGCGGCACAUAAGUCUCCAUCACAUAAUAAUAUGGUCCUUUAGCCUUCUAAAUAUCACCUUCUGUUUUGUGCCUCUUCCUGUUCACAAGAUUUCUGACACUUUUGUUUCUUUUUACAAAACCAGCUGUAGUUCUAAUUCUGAAGAAAAUGGAAGCAAUCCCUACUGUAGGAAAAGUAUAGCUUUCUCUAAGGACUAGUACUAUAGCAAUAGGACAGAUCAAGUGUCGAGUAUUCUUUUAUUUUUCUAUUGGAUGGUGCAGAAGCCAUCAUUUUGUGGAUUACCACCAGAAGAUUCAUUAUUAGAACACUUCUAUCAUUUAUCAGAAGACACAAACUCUAUGGUGCUAUGAAAAUAAUGGGUUGAAUGAACUGAUAUUACUGGCACUGCAGAUGAUAAUGUAUUCCGGUUGGGGCAUAGUCGAAAUAUUCUGAGUAGACAACAAAAGUGGAAAUUAAGCAAAUACUUCAUCAGCUCAUAGAGAAAAAAGUUAUUGCUGUAAUGCUACCUUAACUUUGCUGGUAAAGCCUGUCAUAGGACCAGCAAACAUGUUCCAGAUAAUCAUCAGUUACUAAUAGGACAGCAUUCAGAAUAUUAGGUAUAUUAUGUAUGACUUCCUUUUUCACUGGAUUGAAUUCACCUAUUACUGAGUUUGCGACCCAACAACUGCAGACAAGCCCACCAAUUCAUGUGUGCUAUUUAAUGUCUAGUGUUGACACCCUAAAAAGAAUACAUUGGACUUGCUUUCACACCACAUUUGAGCAACAUGUUUUGCAGGACUAUUUGAAAAUGUCUAAUGAAUGUAUGCUCCAGAAGUAUGGAGCUUUGUGAUGACAUAGAUGGAUAUGUCUCCUGGUGACUCCCAAUGAAAAUACAAAUUACACAAGAUGAUACCAAAAGGAUAGCUAUAAUUCAUUCAUAAAGAGAAAUUCACAUAUAACUUGGAGCCCAAACGUGGUGUGAGCCUAGCCUUAUAGGCCUGAAUCCUUUAGUGCAUCCAAUAAUUGGGAAUUCACUGACACAGAGUAAAUUACUGUCUUCCUAUGGGCAUAUUCACAUGGUGCAGUUGUGGCUUUUUUUCUAUGUUACCACAAUUUUUUGCACAACAGCAGCAGUUUGCUGCAAUAUUUUAAAACAUUUGCUACAUUUUUCAUGAAUUUACGGCACUGUGUGAAUACAGACCAAUCUGAGCAAUAAUUAUGGUCUUCAUCAUAUGUUUUUCUUACAUUAGUUUAUUUAACCAUUAGGGGUGAACCAAUAAAGUCAGUUAUCCAAGAAAGCAGAAAAUAACAGGGAGGCAAUGAAAGUUUAAACUUCCUGCUUGUUUCUGUAUACCUCUGCUGACUUGCUGAAGCUGUAACAGUGUUUAACUCUCAAAGGGGUACUCCACUGCCCCAGCAUCCGGAACAUUUAGUUCCGAAUGCUGUGUGCGGGCUGCGGGUUGUGACAUCAUGGCCACGCCCCACGUUAUGUCGCGUCUCGCCCAAUCAAUGCAAGUCUAUGGGAGGGGGCGUGACGUCAAUCACGCCCCCGUCCAUAGACUUGCAUUGAGGGGGUGUGGUGUGAUGUCACGACCCCCUCAGCCUGUACCCAGUCCGUUGGGGCAGGGAUGUACCCCUUUAACUGCUGCCCUUGAGACUGUGGCUAUAUUGAGUAAGAUGACAUGAGAAAUCCUCUAGUAACAAUGGUAUCAGGACCCCUGUAUUAUCGGUGUGAGAUUGACAUAGGCUGAAACCUGUUGCUCACUAUUCUCUUCUAACGUGAAACCACUGUUUUAAUACAUGUAGAUUUUUAUAUUUAUACACUGUAUUUACUUUUUAUUACUGUAUUCAAAAGAUUAUGCCAUUGGCCAAUUUAUAUUUAUUGUUCUGUAUUCUAUAAAUAAUAAAGAAUACUUUAG
Messenger RNA from Hyla sarda, 9710 nucleotides. RefSeq names its product kielin cysteine rich BMP regulator (gene KCP). The record is from RefSeq and is a predicted model, not a curated record. Lineage: Eukaryota; Metazoa; Chordata; Amphibia; Anura; Hylidae. Bases 710 to 7696 code for a protein of 2328 amino acids. Gene Ontology annotation, molecular function: protein binding. The transcript is spliced from 52 exons.